Molecule: messenger RNA, 1081 nt
Organism: Daphnia magna
Lineage: Eukaryota; Metazoa; Arthropoda; Branchiopoda; Diplostraca; Daphniidae
Product: CCR4-NOT transcription complex subunit 9
Exons: 3
Coding region: 89-988 (299 amino acids)
Biological process (GO): mRNA catabolic process; negative regulation of translation
Cellular component (GO): CCR4-NOT core complex; CCR4-NOT complex; P-body
Source: RefSeq, a predicted model, not a curated record
AAUACCAAAGUUCUUCACUCGGGCUGAGCCUGCUCGAUACAACCCGUGUUGGAAAGAAAUCCUGCUUAAAACAAAAACCACUUUGAAAAUGGCGACCGCUCUGGCAAACUCAAACUUGCAAUCUGUUGACCGAGAAAAAAUUUAUUUAUGGAUUACUGAAUUAACAAAUCCCGAAACUCGUGAAAGUGCUCUUUUCGAAUUAAGUAAGAAACGAGAAGUUGUUCCUGAUUUAGCUCCCAUGCUGUGGCAUUCAUUUGGAACCAUAGCUGCUCUUUUGCAAGAUAUUGUUAGCAUAUAUCCAGCUGUAAGUCCACCUACGCUUACAGCUCAACAGUCAAAUCGGGUAUGCAAUGCACUUGCACUCCUACAGUGUGUGGCCUCCCAUCAAGAAACAAGAUCUGCUUUUUUGCAAGCUCACAUCCCUCUAUUUCUCUAUCCAUUUUUGCAUACUGUGAGCAAAACAAGGCCAUUUGAAUACCUACGCUUGACUAGUUUAGGAGUCAUUGGUGCUCUAGUGAAAACUGAUGAACAGGAAGUUAUAAACUUUCUUCUAACAACAGAGAUAAUUCCAUUGUGUUUGCGAAUAAUGGAAACUGGAUCUGAAUUGUCUAAGACAGUUGCCACAUUCAUUCUCCAGAAAAUUCUCUUGGAUGAAACAGGGCUGGCCUACAUUUGUCAAACCUAUGAACGUUUUUCUCAUGUUGCUAUGAUCCUUGGUAAAAUGGUUUUAUCUUUGGCCAAAGAGCAGUCAGCUCGUCUUUUAAAGCAUGUGGUUCGGUGUUACCUCCGUCUUUCUGAUAAUCCGAGAGCUCGAGAAGCACUGCGACAGUGUCUGCCUGAUCAGCUACGGGACAACACGUUCUCAACCUGUCUGAAAGAUGACAAAUCGACUAAACAGUGGAUGGCACAACUGCUAAAAAAUCUGGAAACUACUAACGGGAUGGUAGAUCCUCGAAUUGCCGGUUUGCCCUCCAUGACUCAACCAUAAAUAUCAAUAAGAAUGAAUGCUCUUGUCUUGUUUAAUGCGGAAAAUAAUCGAUCAGAAUUAUAAUACAACAAACUGUAUUGUUUUUUAUUGCAA